AUGUCAUCAUCCUCUCCAGCCAUACUCCCGACUUCGCCUAUAGAAGAGGAGCGAAGUCCGGGCUACGACCCUAGGAAGUAUUAUCCAGCCCGGAUCGGAGAGACCGUUGGGAAAUAUCGCAUCAUUUCCAAACUGGGAUGGGGUGCUAAUUCUACUGCUUGGUUGGCAAAAGAUACAUCCCGCUGGGCCUGGCAAUCGACGAGAUACGUAACGUUAAAGAUCACGAACUCUGGUGCUGAGGAGAGGAAGGCCGCGGAAGAUGAACUACAAGUAUCGCAUCAUAUUUCCGGAUUGCGGUCUGAGCACGAAGGCCGUGGGUAUGUCAGACUGGUUCAAGAUUCGUUUCAAAUACAGGGCAUCCUUGGAGACCAUCUCUGCUUGGUAUUUGAGCCAUUAAGGGAGCCGCUUUGGCUUCUAGGACGACAUCUUGGAAGCCAUGGAGUUCCUCCGCAAGUUCUCAAAGCCUUCUUGAGGGUUUUGCUGUGUGGCCUGGAUUUCCUACAUUCUGAAUGUCAUGUCAUACAUACAGAUCUGAAGGCCGACAACUUUCUUGUUGGGUUCGAGGAUGCUACAGUCCUCAAAAAUUAUGUCCGCCAGCAGGAAGUUCGUCCCGCUCCGCAUGUGCUUCGGAAUGGGCGCCCUAUAUUCGAAUCUAGGAGCGACUUCGGGCCACUCAAGAAAGGAGUAGGCAUGCUGAAGAUUUCCGACUUCAGUGCUGCUGUUUUCGGGGAUGUAUCAAGUCCGCAUAAACAUGAUAUUCAACCCCAACCAUUCUGCGCCCCUGAGGUUCUGUUGAAGGCUGGUUGGUCGUACAGUGCUGAUAUUUGGAAUCUAGGGACAGUGCUUUGGGAACUUUUUGCCGAUCAGACGCUAUUUGAUGGAAUAUGCCAUAAUAGCGACAGCGACCAACGAAGGGGAUAUUCACGGGAGGCGCACAUCGCCCAGAUGAUUAGGCUGUUGGGGCCUCCUCCUUCACAAUUUUUGAACAAGUGUGAUCCGCAUAUACGCAGUGAUUUGUUCUCGCCUCAAGGGGCAUUCAAGUUCCCUGAGCUGGUUCCCUCGGAGGAAUUCAAUUUCUCCAGUAUGACUCCAUUUCUAUGUGGAGAGGAUAAGCGCUUGUUUAUUGAAUUCGUUCGUAGAAUGCUCCAGUGGGAACCGGAGCGUCGAUCAAGUGCGAAGGACCUUUAUAAUGACCCUUGGCUUUACUAUAACCCUUGA
Molecule: messenger RNA, 1218 nt
Organism: Aspergillus neoniger CBS 115656
Lineage: Eukaryota; Fungi; Ascomycota; Eurotiomycetes; Eurotiales; Aspergillaceae
Product: kinase domain protein
Exons: 5
Coding region: 1-1218 (405 amino acids)
Biological process (GO): protein phosphorylation; regulation of mRNA processing; spliceosomal complex assembly
Molecular function (GO): ATP binding; protein kinase activity
Source: RefSeq, a predicted model, not a curated record